AUGCUAGGACUAAUCAGCAGGGUUGGAAAUCGCGCCAGAUGCUCCAGCAGUGUGCCUCCCUCAGAAAAAGUUGUGCUUGAUACUAGUGGCUCAGGAAAUACAACUUAAUCCUUAUUCUUUGUCUCUCCACCCUUCUUCUCUUUUUUUAAAAAAACCCGUUUGUUAGGGGUUCACUCAUGUUUCGUGUGUAAGGAGAAUAAUGCAGAUGUUAAGCGCUGUGUUGUGUCUCAGUGUGGAAAAUUUUACCACGAAGAUUGUGUGAGGAGAUACCCUCUUACUGUGUUUGAAAGUCGGGGCUUUCGCUGUCCUCUCCACAGUUGUGUGACCUGUCACGUUUCAAACCCUUCAAAUCCAAGACCAUUGAAAGGUAAAAUGAUGCGGUGUGUCCGCUGCCCCGUAGCCUACCACGGAGGGGACUCUUGCUUGGCAGCGGGGUGUUCGGUGAUUGCAUCCAAUAGCAUCAUCUGCACAGGUCACUUCACUGCCCGGAAGGGGAAGAGGCACCACGCACAUGUCAAUGUGAGCUGGUGCUUCGUUUGCUCCAAAGGGGGGAGCCUCCUGUGCUGUGAGUCCUGUCCGGCAGCCUUCCACCCCGACUGCCUCAACAUCGAGAUGCCCGAUGGGAGCUGGUUCUGCAACGACUGCAGGGCCGGCAAGAAGCUCCACUUCCAGGACAUCAUCUGGGUCAAACUCGGCAACUACAGAUGGUGGCCGGCAGAAGUUUGCCAUCCCAAAAAUGUCCCCCCAAAUAUUCAGAAAAUGAAGCACGAGAUUGGAGAAUUUCCUGUGUUUUUCUUUGGGUCUAAAGAUUAUUAUUGGACACAUCAGGCACGAGUGUUCCCGUACAUGGAGGGCGAUCGGGGCAGCAGAUACCAAGGAAUUAAAGGAAUUGGAAAAGUCUUCAAAAACGCGCUGCAAGAAGCCGAAGCUCGCUUCCGUGAGAUCAGGCUCCGGAGGGAAGCCCGAGAGUCUCAGGAGAAUGAGCGUAAACCCCCGCCCUACAAGCACAUUAAGGUGAAUAAGCCGUAUGGGAAAGUUCAGAUCUACACAGCCGAUAUUUCUGAAAUCCCUAAGUGCAACUGUAAGCCCACAGACGAGAACCCUUGUGGCUUUGACUCGGAGUGUUUGAACAGGAUGCUGAUGUAUGAGUGCCACCCCCAGGUGUGCCCUGCGGGCGAGCACUGCCAGAACCAGAGCUUCACCAAGCGCCAGUACCCUGAGACCAAGAUCAUUAAGACAGAGGGCAAAGGCUGGGGUCUGGUGGCCAAGAGAGACAUCAAAAAGGGGGAGUUCGUGAAUGAGUACGUGGGCGAGCUGAUCGACGAGGAGGAGUGCAUGGCAAGGAUCAAGCACGCCCAAGAGAACGACAUCACCCACUUCUACAUGCUUACCAUUGACAAGGACCGCAUCAUUGACGCUGGCCCCAAGGGGAACUACUCCCGAUUCAUGAACCACAGCUGUCAGCCCAACUGCGAGACCCUCAAGUGGACGGUGAACGGUGAUACCCGCGUGGGCCUGUUUGCUGUGUGCGACAUUCCUGCAGGGACAGAGCUGACCUUUAAUUACAACCUCGACUGUUUGGGCAACGAGAAGACCGUCUGUCGCUGCGGAGCCCCCAACUGCAGUGGCUUCCUUGGGGAUCGGCCAAAGACUUCCACGUCCCUUUCUUCUGAGGAAAAGGGCAAAAAGAUGAAGAAAAAAACCAAGAGGCGCCGGACGAAGGGUGACGGCAAGAAGGUGUCAGAGGACGAGUGCUUCCGCUGUGGCGACGGUGGCCAGCUGGUCCUGUGUGACCGCAAGUUCUGCACCAAGGCCUACCACCUGUCAUGCCUUGGGCUGGGCAAGCGGCCCUUUGGGAAGUGGGAGUGUCCUUGGCAUCACUGCGACGUGUGUGGCAAACCUUCUACUUCCUUUUGCCACUUUUGUCCCAAUUCUUUUUGCAAGGACCACCAUGAUGGGACAGCCUUCCGCACCACGCUGGACGGACAGCUGUACUGCUCCGAGCACGAGGGUGGCACCCAGCCCGGCCGAGGGGUCAAGGCGGGGCAGCCCCGCACGGAGCCGGUCAGGCCCAAGGGGAGGAGGAAGCGGAGGCGCUGCUGGCGGAGGGUCACUGACGGCAAAUAG
Elephantulus edwardii (Cape elephant shrew) is the source of this 2127-nucleotide messenger RNA. RefSeq names its product histone-lysine N-methyltransferase NSD2-like. The coding region runs from base 373 to 2127 and encodes 584 amino acids. The transcript is spliced from 11 exons. Gene Ontology annotation, molecular function: protein binding; histone H3K36 methyltransferase activity. The record is from RefSeq and is a predicted model, not a curated record. Gene Ontology annotation, cellular component: nucleus; chromatin. Lineage: Eukaryota; Metazoa; Chordata; Mammalia; Macroscelidea; Macroscelididae. Gene Ontology annotation, biological process: regulation of DNA-templated transcription.